Messenger RNA from Saprolegnia parasitica CBS 223.65, 1791 nucleotides. RefSeq lists its product as hypothetical. The record is from RefSeq and is a predicted model, not a curated record. Bases 1 to 1791 code for a protein of 596 amino acids. The transcript is spliced from 2 exons. Lineage: Eukaryota; Oomycota; Saprolegniomycetes; Saprolegniales; Saprolegniaceae. Gene Ontology annotation, molecular function: protein binding.
AUGUUGUCCAACGUGCGACUACCGGUGCGACCCAAUAACGCCCGUGGGCAGGACACCUGCUUGGCGUCGCCCGUGCUCCGGUCGCCCGACCUCGUUGCGAUCAUUGUCGCAUAUCAAGAAGGACUACCCGAAGACUUGACCGUCGUCCAGCGCUUCGCCGAUGCCGUCAACCUCACAAGGUUCUCCAUCCAGGACCUUCCAGGCGCAUACCUCGCCCACGUCCCAGCUCGGUUUGCAUUCUUGCCGUACCUCCAGCGCUACGCACACCCGAUGACCAAGCUACCUCAUCACGCGCUCUUUGUCUCGCCGAGCGUCUACGACCGAGCCCUCGCGCUCCAUCUAACGAUCGUCGAAGGUGACGUGGCGCUCGUCCAGCGUUGGCUGCGAUGGGAUGCCUCGCUGUGUACCUCGGCGACGCUGGAGCUUGCUGCUGCCGCGUCCCAAGGUCCGAUUCUGCGUCUUCUUUUCGAGCAGUUUCCUGCGCUGGCCACGCCCAAGAUGAUGGACCUUGUCGCCAUGUCGGGCGACCUCCCGCUGCUCGUGUGGCUUCACGAGGCGGGUGCUGCGUGCACCACUGACGCGAUGGACGGCGCAGCCAUGAACGGUCACUAUGACAUCGUCCAUUUUUUGCACUCUGCACGGACCGAGGGCUGCACGAUCACGGCGGCAACGGCAGCAACCGUCCACGGUCACGCGUCGAUCGUUCACUUUCUUCUCGAGCAGCGCACCGAAGGCGUUGACCCGUCGCUUCAAUUUAAACGACCACAUCACGAGCUCAAGACGCACAGUGUACGCGGCGAGACGCACAUUGAGGCCGUCGAUCUCGUCGCAGCGACUGUCGAGUUGACGGACCACGCUUUCAAUAUGAUCGUGGACAAGGGUGGUCUCGCAGUCCUUCGACAUGUCUACGCGCGUGGGUACCUCAAGCGAAUGACCAAGCAAUUGCUGGAGCUAGCAGUCGCCAAGCAAGACCACGAAAUGCUGCGGUAUAUCCUCGCCUGUAUCGAUCAAGAGCACCCGCGACAACCCAGCGACGAUGAGUGGCUGCCAACGGACACGCCAGACAAGACCUUCUCAUUCAGUCGAAUGGUUAACGACCCGAGUCCAUUCGGCCAUUGGGAGCACUGCAACGUGAUGGAGCUCGCGGCCUUGAACGGCGAUAUGACGUCGCUGGAGCUCUUGCACGCGAGCCGCCUUCGCGUCGGGUCGGAGCAAGCUAUCGUCUUUGCCGCCUACGGUGGUCACUUGAACGUGCUCGACUGGCUGCACAAGAACCGACGCGAUGGGUGUGGCGAAGACGCCAUGGCGCUUGCUGCAGCCCGCGGUCACUUUGACGCUGUGCGCUGGCUCCACGAAGUCUACGGGCUGUGUCGAACCCACGCCGCCUUGGCGACGGCAGCCUACAUUGGCCACAUGGCGAUGGUGACGUACCUCUUGGACGUGCCGACGGGUGACUCGGGACUCCAGGGCGACGCCAGGGUAUGCCCGGAUCGGCGCUGCACGUUGCCGUUGCCUCGGCAAGAUGACCUUGGCACUCCAAGUGGCGACUACGUCACGGGGUCGCCGACGUACUGGGCAGCGAGCCAAGGCCACCUCGAAAUCCUGGAGCUGCUUGUUGCCCGCGGCCAUGCCCUACCGUCAAAUGCAAUCAAUCAAGCCGUGGCGGAUGGUCAUUUACGCAUCGUGCGCUACCUCCACGAGGGUUUCGGCCAGCGUCCUACCGGCCACCAACCCACGUUAUCUGCUGUUCGGAAGCGCCAUGUCGACGUGACGAGCACACAUGCGAUCUGA